Chironomus riparius is the source of this 1087-nucleotide messenger RNA. NCBI's taxonomy places the organism in Eukaryota, Metazoa, Arthropoda, Insecta, Diptera, Chironomidae. The record is from the annotation of a GenBank genome assembly.
CGACAUCAAUUUAAUUGUUUAUUGUUCAUACAACGAGUAGCAAUAUCAGUUAUUUUUGAGAUUUACAGGCGUUCGUUUGUCGAAGAAAAUUGAAGAAAAAAAAAACCAUUUAAAAAGAGAAUGAGGUUUAAAAUCAUCUUCUUUGUACUCAGCAUACUUUUGAAUCAUUCUCAAUCCGACAAUCCAUUGCAAUGCUCACAAGAAGACUUCAAUUUAAGCAACUAUCCUGAAUGUCUGUCAGAAAGCUCAUGUAUCCUAAGGAAUUUAAAUACCAGCAAUGUUUAUGCCAUUGACCGUGCUAUUCAUGAGUUCAAGUGUCUGAUAUUCGUCGAUUCAUUUGUUCCGGAAAUCCCAAGCAAUAUUUUCAUGACGCUGAAAAGUAACAUAAGCCAUUUGUAUGCAAAUAACGUGAGCAUCAACGAACUCCGUAGAAUAUCAUUUCCAUUUGCACAAAAAUUAAAGUGUGUCGAUUUAUCGCAGAACUUAAUACAAAAUUUAAAUGAAAUGAUUUUUUAUGACGCUCCAAAUUUAGUGAGUUUGAACUUAUCGCACAAUUCAAUCGGUGAGUUUUCAUCAAAUGUGUUUGAUAAGUUGGACAGUUUACAGGUUCUCGACAUGAGCUAUAAUCAAAUUACAACAAUUCCGUUUGACUUGUUUUUGCCAUUGAACAAUCUUGUUGAAUUAAAUUUAAGAUACAAUCGUCUCCAACUUAAAUUUGGCAUUUUUCCGGAAAAUUUACAUUCGCUUGAUUUAUCUUACAACAAUUUGGAAAUUCAACAGAAAUUUAAAAUAUUCUCAUUGCUUCAAAAUUUAACAAUGUUAUUGCUGCACGGCAACAGAAUUGAAAGUAUGCAUCAAAGCAUUUACAAUUCGCAAUUACGUUUUUUGGGAUUGUCGGAAAAUCUCUUUUCAUGCAAUAUUCUUGCAGACAUCAUAUUAGCUAUGAAAGUUCAUAAGAUAGUUCCAUUAGUUGAGAAUUCUGUUAAACAUACGUCUAACAUUUAUGGAAUUAAAUGCAUUGAAUGAAUAUAGUCGAGAAAAUAAAUUGAAAUUUAAGCUGAAUAUUUUUGUAUGUCAUGUACUGUGA